AGGGGGCGCUAGACUUUAAGACGAAAGCGGAAGUAGACUCAUGUCAUUAGGCUAUAGUUAGCAGUGACCUGUCCGAGCAGGAGAACAGCGUAGGACUUCACUUUAGACGAGCUAAGCUAACACCAGAGCUAGCACGCAAGCUAACUUUGACUGUAAACAAUGCUGGGUCGUAUGCUGUACUCGCUCCUGAACAACCUCCAGGUUGUGGAGAAGCUAGCAGAGUCUCGGCCCAUUCGCAGAGCGGCUCAGAUCACAGCUUACGCCAUCACUAAAGCACAGAUUGCAGGGCAGGAUGCGACAAGGCGGGUACUCCGGUCCGAGACACUGAAGCAGGUGCGACAGGAGGCCGGUCAGGUGCCGCAGGACAUCGGGCAGGUGGGCUCCCGUCUCAAGAGAGUGGGAGAUACGUUCAUAAAUGAGGUGAAAGAGGGGCUAAAGGAUGGCUCCAGGCACAUCAAGAAAUAAGAAAUAUAUGGACAAGAACUGUGAUUACAUACUGUCCUGUGGCGGUGUGACUGGACACAACAAAAUCUAUGUUUCACUGUGUGGAGGAUAUUAAUUUAUAUAAUAGAUUUAUCAUUUUAAUAAAGGAAUGGGGAAACAUG
Messenger RNA from Periophthalmus magnuspinnatus, 605 nucleotides. RefSeq names its product NCBP2 antisense 2 (head to head) (gene ncbp2as2). The record is from RefSeq and is a predicted model, not a curated record. The transcript has 3 exons. Bases 160 to 465 code for a protein of 101 amino acids. NCBI's taxonomy places the organism in Eukaryota, Metazoa, Chordata, Actinopteri, Gobiiformes, Gobiidae.